UCUAUAUCCGCCCGCUAAUUUAUUUCGGUAGCCCGAACCCCCGGUGUCGGUAGCAACAUCACGUGCAGUUAAUGCAAGGAUCCCGCAUAUUUCUCCCACAUAAGAUCUCACGAUAAGCUAACGCCACUCUUUUACCACUAUUCAAUCCACUAUGACUAAACUUUGGGCCACCCCGGAGGACAAGUUCCCAGAUAUCCCCAGUCCACCUCCGCAUCUCACUAGAGCACUCUGCCUCUCGCCAAAGGGUGUGAGGUCUUUCCUCUAUUUCUCGAGAUACGCCACUGACGAUGUUUUGAGCCAGCGAAUCAACGGAAUUGUCAAAUUCAACAAGGUUGGGGGCACCGAAAAGGCCUCUUUAUGCACCGAAUUCCAGCACCAGAUUUUGUUUCCUGCGUGGAAAGCCCGCGUGGAUGCCAUUGAGUUCUGUGCGGGGGAGGCCGCCGCCAUCAGAAACGAGUUAGGCGCUGCAGCCGCCACUGACGCCCCAGAGUUUGAUCUCAGGCAGGAUCCAUAUGCCAAGCGGGACUAUGUGAAACAGAGAACUGAAAAGUACGAGAACGUUGUCAAGAUGGAGAACUGGAUUAGCACUGAGCGCGCCGUCGAGAAAAUUGUGUGCGGCAAAAGUGUGGAGAUGAUGUCCGAGUUGUGUCAUUUUGAGAGCCAUGAGGCGGUUGUGCAGCAGUUUGAAGCGUAUUUGAAAAAUGCUUAGCUCUAAGGGUACAUCCCUCCAUAGUUGAAAAUUGGUUUCAGAACCUAAGGUAACCCACUUCAAGCGUGCGGUAUUUUCUCCCGAAGCACUAUAGUGCUCGUUUGUUUUAUGGUAGACCCGUGUAUAUAUUUCUGCU
This is a messenger RNA of Babjeviella inositovora NRRL Y-12698, 845 nucleotides long. RefSeq lists its product as uncharacterized. Gene Ontology annotation, cellular component: mitochondrial intermembrane space. The coding region runs from base 152 to 709 and encodes 185 amino acids. The record is from RefSeq and is a predicted model, not a curated record. The transcript has a single exon. NCBI's taxonomy places the organism in Eukaryota, Fungi, Ascomycota, Pichiomycetes, Serinales.